UAGAGAUCCCCAAAUCGAUCGAUCUCCAUAACUCCAUUGUUAACCUGGUUCAAAUUCAUGGAGAGAUCCACCAGUGUAUCCAAAAGAGAAAACAAUCAUCAAGUUUACGAUACCGAAGCAAUCAACGGUGUCGAUAAUAAUGAUAAGGAUAUGAAAGGAGAAAGAGGUGUUCAGGAUUUGAACACCGCAGAACCACCUGAAUCAGUUGAAAGAAUAUUCGAGGUCUUGGAAGUUCCAUCGUGGAAACAACAGCUUACUGUUAGAGCUUUCAUUAUCUCCUUUAUUCUCUCAAUCCUUUUCACUUUCAUUGUUAUGAAACUAAAUCUCACCACUGGAAUUAUCCCCUCGCUCAACAUAUCAGCCGGAUUACUUGGAUUCUUCUUCGUCAAGACUUGGACGAAGUUUCUAGACAAAUCUGGAUUACUUCGUCAACCGUUUACUCGUCAAGAGAAUACUGUUAUUCAAACUUGUGUUGUUGCUAGCUCCGGCAUCGCCUUCAGCGGAGGUUUUGGGAGCUAUCUUUUUGGCAUGAGCGAAACCAUUGCGAAACAGGCUACUGAAGCUAAUGAUCCUAGUAAUAUCAAGAACCCUGCUUUGGGUUGGAUGAUUGGAUUUCUUUUCAUUGUCAGCUUUCUUGGACUUUUUUCUGUGUUGCCUCUUCGCAAGAUAAUGAUUCUUGACUUCAAGCUUGUAUAUCCAAGUGGAACUGCUACUGCUUACCUUAUUAACAGCUUCCACACUCCUCGGGGAGCCAAGCUAGCAAAGAAGCAAGUGAAAACUCUAGGCAAGUUCUUCUCCUUUAGUUUCUUGUGGAGUUUUUUCCAGUGGUUCUUCACUGGAGGAGAUCAAUGUGGAUUUACAGCUUUCCCUUCAUUGGGUCUCAAGGCGUAUCAGAAUAGGUUUUACUUUGACUUCUCGGCUCUCUAUGUUGGUGUUGGAAUGAUUUGCCCAUAUCUAGUGAAUAUAUCUUUGCUGGUUGGAGCUAUCUUAUCUUGGGGCAUAAUGUGGCCUUUGAUAGGAAACCAGAAAGGCAAUUGGUAUUCUGCUGAAUUUAAACAAUCCAGCCUUCAUGGCCUGCAAGGUUACAGGGUCUUCAUAGGCAUUGCAAUGAUCCUAGGUGAUGGCCUCUACAACUUCGUCAAGGUACUAAAACACACAUUAACCGGUCUCUAUCGCGAUUUCUUCGUCAAAGGAUCCCAACCCACUAUUCCAAUAACCGGUCAAACCCCUCAAGAGAAAAUAAAAUCCUUCGACGACCAACGACGAACACAACUCUUCCUCAGAGACGACAUCCCGUCUUGUUUCCCCGUGGUCUUCUAUUGCGGUAUCGCAGUCAUCUCCACCGCGGUUCUCCCACACAUAUUCCCACAGCUGAGAUGGUACUACAUCGCAGUUAUGUACGCUAUAGCCCCUGUACUCGCCUUUUGUAAUGCCUACGGAUGUGGUCUAACCGACUGGUCCCUAGCAUCUACCUACGGAAAACUAGCCAUCUUCAGCAUUGGUGCAUGGGCAGGAGCUUCCCAAGGCGGUGUUCUAGCCGGUCUAGCUGCAUGUGGAGUGAUGAUGAAUAUUGUAUCGACCGCUUCUGAUUUAAUGCAGGACUUUAAAACCGGUUACAUGACAUUAUCGUCACCAAAAUCUAUGUUUGUUAGCCAAGUGAUUGGAACUGCAAUGGGCUGCGUUAUUUCGCCAUGUGUGUUUUGGAUAUUCGUGAACGCAUUUAAGGAUCUGGGGACUGAUGGAUCGGAAUAUCCUGCUCCUUACGCUAUAAUAUACAGGAGCAUGUCGAUUUUGGGAGUUAAAGGGUUUGGUUCAUUGCCAAAGCAUUGUCUUACACUAUGUUAUGUUUUCUUUGCGGGAGCUAUGUUAGUGAAUGCGGUUAGAGAUUUAGUUGGACCUAGAGUUGCAAAGUAUAUUCCAAUUCCGAUGGCUAUGGCGAUUCCUUUCUACAUUGGACCGUAUUUUGCUAUUGAUAUGUGUGUUGGGAGUUUUAUUCUGUUUGUGUGGCAGAAACUGAACCGGGCUAAGGCUGAUGCGUUUGGACCUGCGGUUGCUUCAGGUUUGAUUUGUGGAGAUGGACUUUGGACUCUGCCUAGUUCGAUUUUAGCGCUUGCAGGCGUGAAUCCUCCGAUUUGUAUGAAGUUUCUUUCGAGGAAGACGAAUAUUAUGGUAGAUGGUUUCUUGAAUUCCUAAAGGAAUAGAUUUAGAUUGUUAUAUAUAAGUGUGUAUGUACAAGUGAAAGUAAGUUAAGCUAAAAAAGUCAUGAUGUAAUGUGUUGGGCAACUCAUUAUUAUUAUGUUAUCUUAAGCUUUCUAUCA
This is a messenger RNA of Impatiens glandulifera, 2318 nucleotides long. RefSeq names its product probable metal-nicotianamine transporter YSL7. Gene Ontology annotation, molecular function: oligopeptide transmembrane transporter activity. Bases 58 to 2193 code for a protein of 711 amino acids. Gene Ontology annotation, cellular component: membrane. The transcript is spliced from 6 exons. NCBI's taxonomy places the organism in Eukaryota, Viridiplantae, Streptophyta, Magnoliopsida, Ericales, Balsaminaceae. The record is from RefSeq and is a predicted model, not a curated record.